Molecule: messenger RNA, 786 nt
Organism: Linnemannia hyalina
Lineage: Eukaryota; Fungi; Mortierellomycota; Mortierellomycetes; Mortierellales; Mortierellaceae
Source: the annotation of a GenBank genome assembly
AUGCAACAGCAAACAGCACCACGGCCACUCAUCGCAGAGAUUGAACAGCUCAGACGCUCAGUCGACAGCAUGAACUCUCAAACCGCCGAGAUGCUUAAGAACCUCGAACAACUUCGACACCUAGGCGCGGAUCAUAUUGCACUCCCAUCAACUGAGCAGGAGAAGCUUGACCGCGAGUGGGAGUACUUUGAAACCGUCUGCGACCAAGUGUACUUUAUUCUGGAAAACGCAAAGUACAAACUCAAGAGGCAACAAAACAUGUAUCACAAUCAAUUGAACCCUCCAGUCCCUGAACCGGCGCCAGUGAUCCCUCAACACGAACCAGUAACGCCAAUUGUUCACUCGGUCACAACACCCAUCAGUAACACGACACCUCAAUUGUCUGCAGGAACAACGCCCACAGGAUCAGUAGCAACAGGAGCAACAGUAACACCAUCCACGACAGCAGCAGCAACAGUAGCGAUAGCAACCCCGUUAAACUUGGUCACACAAUCGCCUGCAGCAAUAGGCAUGACCCCUCAAAACAACUCGCCACUGGAUUUACAAAUGUUGAGUCCACCAAGCAAUUUCGACAUCAACUCUUCUACACCUGGCGGUGGCGUCACGACUCCCUCGAUGCUUUUGUCGGCUGCAGCACAGGAUACCAACCUUGCUGUUGGCAGCAAUCCGUCACUUGAUCCAUCACUCGAUACUGAUGGCACUAAUAACAUUCAGGACACCAUGCUCGACCUUGGCGAUAUUGGCAGUCUCGGCAACGGAGACAUGGACGACAUGAUCAACUUUUAA